Brugia malayi is the source of this 210-nucleotide messenger RNA. RefSeq lists its product as uncharacterized. The record is from RefSeq and is a predicted model, not a curated record. The transcript has 2 exons. NCBI's taxonomy places the organism in Eukaryota, Metazoa, Nematoda, Chromadorea, Rhabditida, Onchocercidae. Bases 1 to 210 code for a protein of 69 amino acids.
AUGCGAGAUAGAAGUAGUUGUGUUAAAGAAAUAAGAUGUUGUCGAAUAAGAAUGUUGAUCCUAUUAAGAACACUCAAACCAGCAAAAUUUCUGAAUGAACCGAAUGGAAUUAUGGCAACUGAUAUGAUAGCUUUCUUUCAUAAGUCCAUUGACAGUAUAGGUAGAAGAGUGCUUAAAAAAGUGAUUUCCAAAAUGAUUUUUACAGGAUAA